Lactuca sativa (garden lettuce) is the source of this 2774-nucleotide messenger RNA. Its product is annotated as protein NRT1/ PTR FAMILY 8.1. Gene Ontology annotation, molecular function: transmembrane transporter activity. NCBI's taxonomy places the organism in Eukaryota, Viridiplantae, Streptophyta, Magnoliopsida, Asterales, Asteraceae. The record is from RefSeq and is a predicted model, not a curated record. Gene Ontology annotation, biological process: oligopeptide transport; transmembrane transport. Gene Ontology annotation, cellular component: membrane.
AGUAUUGAUCAACAAAUGACUAUUAUAUUUAUUUAUUUUAAAAAUAUAUGAGUCCUACCAUCAACGUUCCAUAUGCCAAAGCCUCAAAGGACUUUCAAUAUGAUUCUUUUUCUAGGUACGUAUUCUGUCUCUUAGCAAGUAAUUGAUUUAACCCACCAAGAGUUGUUGCCAACAAAUCAACUAAAGUUAAAUAUAUUCUCAUGUAGGAGGCACAAUUCGUUGUGUUUGAACUUGCAGUUUAGUGACUGGAUAUUUAACAGGUUAAGACUUGGUAAUUGUUUGACAUCUGGAACGGCAGUUUGACCACAUCUCGAUUGUCAAGUCUUCUACUUAAUUAGUAAUAACCAACGACUCCAGCAUUGGGUGCAUCACCCAUGUUGAUGUUAAGUUCUAAAACUAAUUCUUUCGAAGAUUAAAUAAUGCAAAGCUAAGUAUAUUACUAUUUUAACUAAAGAAUCACUUUCUCUCAAAUGCUUUUGGAUUGAAGUGGGUAUCAAUCGUCGAUAUUGGCAAAAGAAUCUUACAAAAUAAAGAUUUAAACGGGUCGGGUCGUGCAUAUCCAUAACUCCUGCCGUCCUACUACUACUCAAACAUCCGAACACCCUACAAUAUAAAUUAUAUCCUCCUAACAAAGCAAAAUGAAGUCACAUAUGAAACACAUUCUGUAACGAUAUAUAAUAUUCAGAGUUAGAACUGAAAUUGGAAGUUCAAACACAUCCAAAUAUCAUGGAUACGAUUAGUGAAAGGUCUGAGAAAUCAUCAUAUAUAGAGCCCUCGAUUGUAAUGGAUCAUAUAAAAAAACAACAAUCGUAUAAGGUAGAAGAGCCGAUACCAAUCUCAACUAUGACAUUAGUAAGCAACGGUUGUGUUGAUUAUAGAGGGAGAAUUGCUGACAAACGAAAAACCGGAGGAUGGAGGGCAUCUCCUUUCAUUAUUGUGAAUGAGGUGGCAGAAAGACUAGCAUUCUUCGCAGUUGCAGUGAGUAUGGUGCUGUAUUUGGCGAGGGAGAUGCACCAAUCGCUACCAAAUGCCGUCACACAUGUGACAGAUUGGAUUGGAGCUGCUUACGUGCUUACUUUGGUUGGGGCUUUCAUAGCCGAUGCUUAUUUAGGGCGAUUUUUAACAAUCAUCGUCUUCUCUUUCAUCUACUUCGGGGGAAUGGUGAUGCUGACAAUUUCAGCAAAAAUGGACAGCUUACGUCCACCACUCUGCCUGAAAAGACCAUGCCCUCCAGCAUCCGACGGUCAAACGGCGUUCCUCUACACUGCACUUGCUCUCAUCGCCGUCGGCACCGGCGGAAUCAAGCCUUGUGUUUCCUCCUUCGGGGCUGAUCAGUUUGACGAAGAAGAUGAAAGGGAAGUCGUAAAAAAAUACGCAUUCUUCAACUGGUUCUUCUUCGCUAUUAACAUGGGUGCACUGUUGGGAAUCACUCUUUUGGUGUACGUACAACAAGAAAAAGGGUUUGCUUGGGGUUUCGGAAUCCCCACCAUAGCCAUGUUCACCUCCAUCCUGAUUUUGUUGGCCGGAUUCUCGAGUUACCGGUACAAGAAGCCGAUGGGGAGUGCUUUCACCAGAUUUGUUCAGGUGAUGGUGGUUUCCGUCAAGAACCAUCUCCGGGGAGUUGGUGUAGUUUCCGGUAGCCAACUUUAUGAGGUUUCCACUCAAGAAUCAGACAUAUUUGGGGCAAGAAAACUCUUUCACACUCCACAAUACAGAUUCUUAGACAAAGCAGCAGUUAUCGAAGACCAUGAAUCCUCGAUCACUCGAAACAGAUGGAAACUAUGCACAGUGACACAAGUCGAAGAAUUCAAAUGCUUCAUAAGAGUCUUACCCAUCUGGGCAACCACCAUUGCUCUCUCUAUCUCCUUCGCUCAGAUAUCCACCUUCUUCCUCAGCCAAGCCGCUACCAUGGAUCGGAAACUAGGCUCCAACUUCGUCAUCCCAUCAGGCUCCGUCCCAGUGUUUUCCGCCAUUAACGCCCUCAUCCUGGUUCCCAUUUACGAAAAGCUCAUCGUCCCUUUCCUCCGGAGCAAAACCGGCCACCGUCGUGGCAUUACUUCCUUACAACGCAUGGGUGUAGGUCUAUUCAUUUCCAUUUUCGCUAUGGCGUCGGCUGCAGUUGUUGAACACAAACGCAGGACUCAUUCGAACCCGACAACCCUAAGCGUGUUCUGGUUGUUCCCUCAGUUUUUUCUAAUGGGUAGUGCCGAGGUUUUUACAUAUGUGGGACAACUGGAGUUCUUUUACGACGAAGCUACAGAUGGUACGAGGAGUCUAAGCAGUGCUAUGUUCUUGAGCGAGAUCGGGAUCGGAAGUUGGUUGAGUACUGCGAUUGUGAAGAUCGUUCAACGGGCAACAGGGGAUGAGGAGAAAGGGUGGUUGAGGAACGAUUUGAAUGCGAGUAAGUUGGAUUAUUUCUUCUGGAUAUUGAUGGCGAUUAAUGGUGUAAAUUUGGUGGUUUAUAUGUGGGUUGCUCGACGAUACAAGGGCAGAGAUGGAGCAAGUGCCAUCGGAAGUGUUAGAGAUGAAUCCACCACAGUGGUUGAUCAAAGUUAAUUACAACUUGUUUAAUUUUUAUUGUUAUGAAACGUUUUUUUAUUUAUAUAUUUACCAAGCCAUGUUGAUUUUCGUUUUAUUGUUAAAUCCAAGUUGUUAAUUUGUCCAUUAAUCAUUAUAUAUUUGGUCUUCGGUGGAACACAUAUCAUCACCAAGAUACUAUUGAAUAUUUGAAUCGUUAUAUAAUUAAACAAUAUGUACUUGAGAAUUCAUUGAUA